AUGCCGCGCGCCGACCCCACGACGUACAAGAGCAUGGUGUCGGAGAACACCCCACUGCUCGAGAGGGGCGCGGGAUCAUGGUGGGACUGGCGUCGCUCCACCGCGGUCGCCUCCGCGGUCCUUCUCGUGACCGCGCUCGUCGUGGCGGUGCUCGGGGCGAGAUCUUCGGGUUGGCGCAUCGGAACUGCCGCCGCCCCGAUGGGGGACUCCUCCGGCAUGGAGCCGAUGAUCUCCCCGAUCGGCGACGGCGAGUUCGGGCGAACGCUCGUGGGCGUCCUCGGCACCGAGGGCCUCGGCAUCGCGUACCAGACCAUGCUCAACUACGAGUGCCUCGCGCGCCGGCUCGGGCGGAAGCUCGUCCUCGUCCCUCUCGUCACCUCGCACUUCGACGACGUCCCCAUCGACCUCGCCGAGCUCUUCCAGUUCGACGACGGACAGCUCGUCCCGCUCGCCCAGGCCCCGCACGACAUCAUGGCGCGCGUCUGGAAGCAGUACGGCGACGGCGAGGCCACCAACCAGUGGAUACGCGGCGGAGCCUACGGAGCCGCGAGCGUGUACUUUGGCCGGUACCUCCCCGGAGUGCCGAAGGGCUCGGUGGCGCGCCGCGGCGGGAUCUGGACCUGCCCAGCCGACGACACGAUGCCGUGCGUCGAGGCCCUCGCGUCGCAGGCGCAGGCGAAGGACGACGAGGAGCUGGUGACGGUCUUCUCGGACGCGCACUUCUGCGGCAUCGACGAAGGCGCCGGGGCUCUCGGCUCCCCGCCAGCCGUCAAGAUGUCCCCGCCCAACGAGAUCUACCAGCGGUGGCUCGCCGCGACGGAGCGCUACUUCCCCAAGGGUGCCGGGCUGAGCACCCUGCACUGGCGCCGCGGGGACAGGUGCACGCAGGCGCAGAUCACCGCGGACCCGAACGGCCGCGAGUUCGCGUGCGCGGACUUUGACCAGACGCCCAUUCCCGCGAUGUGCGCUAAAAACCGUCCGCUGUACAUCGCGACGGAUGAUUUCGAUCCCGACUUUCAGGAUUCCAUCGUCAAAGCCGGGUGCUUCUCGUACCCCCAGGUGUUUGGCGACGUCGGCGUCACCGACGCCUUCGGAUCCUUCCUGCUGGACAUCCUGACGAUGACGCUUCGCACGGAGCGGACGUUCUUCGUGCUCGGCGGGAGCAGCGAUAACCCGAUGAUGGCGCAGCUUCAGGAGUUUGAGGUUGGGGCGCCGGUAGAGACGAAGGAGAUCACGCCGGAGGGAGCGGUGCCGAUCUCGAUGCUCUUCAACCGAUAG
This is a messenger RNA of Micromonas commoda, 1278 nucleotides long. RefSeq lists its product with no specific name. The transcript has a single exon. Bases 1 to 1278 code for a protein of 425 amino acids. Lineage: Eukaryota; Viridiplantae; Chlorophyta; Mamiellophyceae; Mamiellales; Mamiellaceae. The record is from RefSeq and is a predicted model, not a curated record.